Messenger RNA from Habropoda laboriosa, 921 nucleotides. It is a transcript of the gene Grx3, whose product is annotated as glutaredoxin-3. Bases 100 to 771 code for a protein of 223 amino acids. The record is from RefSeq and is a predicted model, not a curated record. The transcript is spliced from 3 exons. NCBI's taxonomy places the organism in Eukaryota, Metazoa, Arthropoda, Insecta, Hymenoptera, Apidae.
AGUCGCGUAGACGCCGCCGUAGCGAUAGCACGUAUGCGUGAAGUUUUUUUUGCUUAAUAUUAACGUGUUUUUAACGAUUACACGAAGAAACGUGACAGAAUGACUGUCACCAAUAUCAACUCUCAGCCAGAAUACGAGAAUUACGUUAAGUCACAGGAUCUUUCAGUCAUUCACUUCUACGCGCCAUGGGCCGAUCAGUGCUCACAAAUAAACGACGUAAUCGAGGAGAUGAGCAAAUUGACCGAGUACAAAGGGGUCAAGUUUGCCAAAAUCGAAGCUGAGAAAGUACCUGAAGUGUCCCUGAAAACUGAUAUUACUGCAGUACCGACAAUUGUUCUGGCAAGAAAUGACACUGUACUUGACAGAGUUGAUGGAGCCAAUCCAUCGGCUAUAGCAGAGAAAAUUAAGCAGCAUUUGACAAACAAGGAAACCAUUCCAAUUGAAGCAUGUAAACCUAAAGAAAAUUUGGAGGAUAGGCUAAAGAAAUUGAUAAAUCAAGGACCAUGUAUGCUGUUCAUGAAGGGAAACCCUACAAAUCCGCGUUGUGGAUUUUCUAGAACAAUAGUUUCUAUCUUAGAUUCUUAUAAGGCAGACUAUCAAACAUUUGACAUUUUACAAGAUAAUGAUGUUAGAGAAGGACUUAAAAAGUUUAGUGAUUGGCCCACAUAUCCCCAAUUGUAUAUAAAUGGAGAACUUAUCGGAGGAUUGGAUAUUAUAAAGGAGAUGAGCCAGGAUGGAGAACUGGAAAGAAUACUACCUAAGAAGAGUUAAUACAACAGAAAUGUGAGUCUCCAUUCUCACAUGUAGCUAUGUUCAAUAGGGGAUGCUGGUCACUAUUUUAACAUAAUUAUUCUUAAAUUAUUUUACAUCAGUUGUAAGGAUUUCAAUAUUUGCUCUGUUGAAAUAUGUAAUAAAUUAAAC